This is a messenger RNA of Morchella sextelata, 342 nucleotides long. RefSeq lists its product as uncharacterized. Lineage: Eukaryota; Fungi; Ascomycota; Pezizomycetes; Pezizales; Morchellaceae. The record is from RefSeq and is a predicted model, not a curated record. The transcript has a single exon. Bases 1 to 342 code for a protein of 113 amino acids.
AUGAUUUCGUAUGGACAUGGUCAUCCAGACACAGACGCCUCAUUAACCGACCCGAUGAGUAGGACGGCUGCACCCCGUCAGACAGCGGGUGGCUUGGUCAUCGGAGCAAAAUGGCACUCCUCCAGGUGGACAUACCAUCGGAGUGUGGUCCUCCCUAACGCUGCAUCCGAGGGUAUAUACCCAACAGUCGCGCACCUAGACAACUCCUGUCUGCGCAUCUCGGGCGUAUGUGCCUCAAAUUACGGGACAAAUAUCUUAUCAAGCUUUCCAAUGGUCAUGCAUGGUCAGGGACGUGAGGAUGUUAUUCAGCUUCCAUUGCGUAGCGGCCGCGCGGCUCGUUGA